Molecule: messenger RNA, 5615 nt
Organism: Lates calcarifer (barramundi perch)
Lineage: Eukaryota; Metazoa; Chordata; Actinopteri; Centropomidae
Gene: slc35f4
Product: solute carrier family 35 member F4
Exons: 7
Coding region: 920-2320 (466 amino acids)
Cellular component (GO): membrane
Source: RefSeq, a predicted model, not a curated record
GUAGCUGCGAACUGGUGCAUGAGACAAACCUGUGCCACAUUUGUUUCUCAAAAAACACAUACAUAUUUUAUUGUGAACAACAAAUGGAAACAUCACAGAGGGGGUCCAGCAUUAGUCCACAGAUAUCUGAGAGUAAGAGGAAGCAGCAGAAAAUAGUGUCUUAAAAAGUGUCUCUUAGUGCGUCACUGGACUAUUUCUGCGCAGGGUUAAAUGAAAGGUCACUGUAUCUAAUCUGCACAGUUAGUCUUAUUUGAUUUUUAUAUCCUCAGAAUAGCCGUGGACAUUGCACAGUCAUUUUAGACUGAUUAUUUUUCAUUGAUUGGGCCGGCUCGCUGAGAGAGAAGUUUAUUUUAGAUCAGUGAAGCUCUCUUCAAAAAGAACCAAAAAGAGAAUCAAAUAUCAAGCUCUGAUUUGAAUAUUACAGGAAUAUCACAGUGAUACCAAACGCCACUUAAAGUGGAAAGGAUCAUCUGUGAGUGUUUAUGAUAGGACAAGCAUAAAACUUGGCUGUCCCAAUACCAUUAAGUGACUCAUUACUGAAAACCACAGAGACAAUAUUUCACUAAAUAUCCUAAAGAUGCCACAAUACAAAAUGUUUUAGGGACUUGUUUUUAUGAGGGCUGUGAUGAAUGUUGGCUCCUCUGCGCCACCAACACUGAAUACAGCCAGUUUUGUUUUCUCAGUUUAACUGAAUUCAGAUAGAAAGCAUGUGAUAGUAGUGACACGCCCCCUAGUGUUUGAUGUCUGCCAGGCUCCUGGACUUUGAUAACCUUGCUCUGCGUCCGGGAGCAUCACUGAAGGAAUGUGAAUGUGGAUUUGGAUGUCCUCCCCUCGCUUUUGCUAAUUGUUGAUGCAGCCCCGAGGGUCUCUCGCAUGGUGAUCAGGGCUCUCUGAUCCGUCUGUCCGCUCGGACCCUACGAUGAUAAGCACCGAAAGCGUUUUGGAGAGCGGGGACCAGCCUUGCAUCCGGCUGGAGCCCCUGAAGAACACACAGUUGCCGGGCAAGGCGACGCCGACCGGUGGCAGCCGCACCGCCUUCGUGGACGGCAGCCCCAAAGUGACAGCCAACGGGGUGCACGACAUAGAGGACCGGAUCCUGAGGAUCACCGGCUACUACGGCUACAACCCGGGAUACUCCAGUCAUAGAAGAGAGGAUGGUUCAGAGUCUCACGCAGAGACACCAGGCAGCGAGACCAGCAGUGAGAGCCGAUCCUACCAGACCUGCACCAACGCAGCUCUGAAGGUGCUGGGUGGCCUGCUGGUGGUGCUGUGUGUGUCAUCCUCCUGGGUGGGUACCACUCAGGUGGUGAAGCUGACCUUCCAGUCAUUCUCCUGCCCAUUCUUCAUCUCCUGGUUCAGCAGCAACUGGAACAUCCUCUUCUUCCCCAUCUACUACUCUGGACAUGUGGCUACAACACGGGAGAAGCAGACCCCCAUACAGAAAUUCAGGGAGUGCAGCAAGCUCUUUGGGGAAGAUGGGAUGACUCUCAAGCUUUUUGUAAAGAGGACAGCGCCCUUUUCAAUCCUGUGGACACUGACCAACUACCUGUAUCUCCUGGCCUUGAAGAAACUGACCGCUACUGACGUCUCUGCCCUCUACUGCUGCCACAAGGCCUUCGUCUUUCUUCUGUCCUGGAUCGUCCUCAAGGAUCGGUUCAUGGGUGUUCGGAUUGUGGCAGCCAUAAUGGCCAUCACCGGUAUUGUCAUGAUGGCCUAUGCUGACGGUUUCCAUGGUGAUUCCUUUGUGGGUGUGGCACUGGCCGUGGGCUCAGCCUCAACAUCAGCUCUAUACAAGGUGCUGUUCAAGAUGUUCCUGGGCAGUGCCAACCUUGGAGAGGUGGCUCACUUCCUUUCCACCAUGGGAUUCUUCAACCUCAUCUUCAUCUCCUGUGUGCCCCUCAUACUCUACUUCACCAAGGUAGAGCACUGGGGCUCAUUGUCCUCACUGCCCUGGGGAUACCUGUGUGGACUGGCAGGACUGUGGCUGGUGUUCAACAUCUUGGUCCAUGUUGGUGUGGUGCUGACCUACCCCAUUCUCAUCUCCAUAGGGACACUGCUCAGUGUGCCAGGCAAUGCAGCUGUAGAUGUUUUGAAACAUGAGGUGAUCUUCAGUGUGGUGCGACUGGCAGCCACCUGCAUCAUCUGCCUGGGCUUCUUGCUCCUUCUGCUGCCAGAGGAGUGGGACUCGGUCACGCUGCGUUUCCUGGCCACCAUCGCGGACAAGAAGUCAGAGGAGCACGGCGAGGAGCUCACAGAGUCCAGUGUCCACACUCGGAGCCGCAGUCGAGCAAAUGGUACCGUCUCCAUUCCCUUGGCGUGACAUGGCUGAGCUCUGCUAGUAGCCUGUCCUGAAGCCCUGUCUGCUCAUGUUCCCCCAUUGCCCACCCAGGAGGUGCGGCGGGAUCUUCGGUCCGCAUGGACUCACCGUCGGGGAGACCGGAAGUAUUGUCUUGAACUUUGAACUUCACUCUGGAGGUGCAAGUCUGUCUCCGUCACUUCACUUCAGGAGGGGAAAAGAGAACAUCUAUGGAGGAAAUUAGAAGGGUGGAAAGUGUUAUUUACUUUCUUGAAAUACUUACCACGCUCAGUCCUGUUCCUCGCACGCACCCAAACCAAGAGCUGACUAGCCUCCCCUGACCUGCUCUGCGGACUGUAUUCUGUGAAUAUAAAUAUUGGCAGGGCCAGUUUGGCUCAAUCUUAUAUGUAUUUAUGAUAUUUAUUUAGAGUUGUAUCAAUAAGAGUAUAAAUUUUAAGUCUUAUUGAAUAGUAUUAUAUACAAGAAUGGCAAUUAUACUAUGCGUAAUGUACAGGCUCUUUUGGUUUCAUAAUAAAAGACUUAAAACUCUCAUUCACCGUAGCGUAUUACUAGUUUUACUCGGGACCAUGUGUAUGUGGCUAAAAUCUUUUCUUUAACAAUAUUUUGGGAAAUUGUUUAGAUUUUUCAGUCAUUCCUUUGUUGCCAAAGAGGGACGCACACAUUGCUGACACUUCUGAUAAUUUGAAAUAUAUCAAUUUUAAUGAUUAAAAAAAAACACGGUCAGCAUAUUACAGGCUAAUUUGGCCUCAUAAUUUCAGACUUAAUUUAUUUGCUUAUUUUAGGCCAGUAAAUUAAUAGUUCUAUAAAAGUAAAGAGCACAGCUGUGGGGAAAAACAGUUAAUAAAUGAAAAAUGUUACAUUAUUAUUAUUUGAUUGAUGUUUUUGGGGUGGACUUGGACUCAUAACCUCAGUAUUUCUAAAACACUCUACUUGCAUUUUGUUCAAAUUCACUUUCCUAUUUCAACAUAAAAACAUGCCAAUUGACCAUAUGACCUAGCCAAGACACAUAUUCUGAUGCUAAAGCUACAAUAUUUUAAGGUAUGCUAACCAUUUUUUCUAAAUUGAAAAUGAGGCCCUGUAAGUAAGAAGAACAACAAGCCAAAUUAUUGUUGUAACCACCACUCUUGUAUCAUGGCCAAGUGAAGAACUAAGUGCUGUGUUUCAUUGCAACAGUAGUAAUCUGUAAAAUGCAUUGCACUGAUUUAGCAGCGAUGACUUUGCAGAGUUCUCCUCACUAUAAUAUACUAUGCAAUGCCUCUCUGUGCUGUACUUAGCUGUCACUGACACAUACACACACACCACUGUAGACUGAAAAAGAUUGAGAAGGAUUGUUUCUAUUCUAAUUUAUCCUCUUUCACAGAUACACACAAUCCGUGGUAAUAAGGCAUGCCUCUCUGCCUGGCAAUGGAAAAAGCCCACGGGAUCUGUUUUGCCUGUGGAGCCCAACACUGUGAUAGGCAUUUGUCAAAAUGACUUUCUAGUGUCACAUAACAUGGUGGCAAAAUUAAAUUUUAGUCCAAAUAGAUGAUGAGAGUUUCAGUAGAAUGAUUUCUGUCUUUUUACAUCACUCUGUCACACAUGCACAUACACACAGUCCCAAGAGUCACAUGACAGUGCUGCUAUGUUAUCUGGAGAACAGUCAGUGAAAUGAGACCUCUAAUGAAGCAUUUGCUGAAGUGACAGAUUCAGCUGAACAGUUGUGGUGGCAUUUUAACAUAUUGAAAUAAAUGAGCUAGAAGAAACAAGAGCAAUGAGUAAUGUUCACAUUUCAAUACCAUGAUGGUCACUGACACCCAGCUGCAUACUGAUAAGAGGCGUUAAUCAGAGAGGAGCCUCAUGUAGUGAAUGUAAAAUACUGCCUUAGUUACAAUAACAAAUUUUUGUAUGCAUUUGUUCUGGGUAAACAAAAUAUAUGCAGAAUAUACAAAGACUUACAAAUCGCUGCUACAAGGUCUGGUCAUAUUACAAGUUGAAUCAGCUUCAUUUGCUAAAAAGAGCCCAGCAAUCAGUUCUUUUAAAAGUAACAUAAGACAACUAAUAGUGCUCCAAAAAAGCUGAAUAAUUUAAAUAAUAACAAGACAAAGGCUCUACAGCCAUGCUAGCUGCUCUGUCAGGCUAUACAUAGGCACUGCAGUGCUUUGAGCUAAAUGCUAACAUCAGCAUGCUAACCUAACCUGCUCACAGUGACAUUGCUGACAUACUAAUGUCUGGCUGGUAUAAUGUAUAAUCAUUUUUAGUUUGGUGUGCUAUCAUGCUAAAGGACUUACUGUAAAGUACAGCUGAGGCUGUUGGGAAUAUCAUAUAGUAUUUGGUCAUACAUGUUAGGCAAACAGAAAUUUUGACCUGAUGGUGGCACUAAAUGAAAGUUCAAGGCUUAGAAGUUUGUACAAAUUAUCAUUUCACAGCAACAGCUGUAGAGAUAUUUCAUCAAAAAACAAAUAUGCCAUCCUCACAGUGGUCUUAAAGGAAAAUUCAGGGGAUCACUAAAGUAACUUCAAUUGAUCCUUUGGGCACUGUAGAAAGUCUGUAGUCUGUAGAAAAUUUCACAGCAGAUAUUUCAUGCUGCCAAUAUGGCUCAUAACCAGAAUUAUGUAAUAUAUAAGGGGGGACAGUUCUGAAAAUAAUCACCACAUAAUCUAUCCCAAACACAGACAAACUGUCCCAGCAAAGAGAAACAGAGGUCACAUUUUCAAGCUAACUGGUAGAGAUAUAAAACUAUGGCCUGACAUGUAACCUUUAAUGACCCACCUUUGUAACAGUGUUGUUCUAUCCCCUGGGGUGUUCUCAGCAAUAGCAGAGACACAUUUUUCACUCAGUUAACAAUUUCCUAAAGAACCUGCCUCUGUCUUCAGCCCUCUGGGCUUUCCAAUAGGGAAGAGGGUGCAGGAAAAUAACAGGUUCUUUCAAGCAUUAACUUAUGAGUUACAAAGUAACCUGUAGGGAGAGUUGCCAUAGAAACCUUGCUCAUUAUAAUGAGAAAGUCAAGUAUGAAGGUACGGAUGGAGUACGCAUCAGCUCUUUUAUCCAGAUCCAAAAGUGUUUAUUACAUUUGUACUUUUGGCACCAGAAAGAGAUGCUUCAGGACAAACAUUAAGUUUACCAGAAAGGGGGAUGUGAAGACCACAAGGUUUGUUUGGGAGCAGCUGGAACAAAUGGGGCGAGCUGAACAGUCAAAUUUGUGGGUGAAGUUAUCCUGUAACUGAAAGUUUUUUUUAUAGGAGAGGCCAAAAGGCCACAGGGAUUUGACAUCUACAGUGGACCAACAAUGACAGAAGCUCUUUGUGACUAAUGAGAGAUA